AUGGAUUUCAACAUUUUGAAUAGACUUAAUUGUAAAGAACUAGUUCAAAAUAUUAGAGAAUCAACCAUAAAACUUGUUAAUGCUGAAUCCCUAGUCAGUCCAUUGAUGUUCGUUGACGUAACAGCCUAUAAAUAUGAUGGUAUUUCUGGUAGACAGGAUGAGAAAGUAUUUGUUGAGGUUCAGUUUAAUAACCUUAAACUGGAGAAAAAUUUUUCUACCACAUUUUGUGGUCGUUACGGUUAUGAAAACCUUGUCAACCUGCAAUACGAGAAUCUCAAUGAAACAAAUAGCGAUGGGACAAAACCUUUCAAUUCUGAUUUGUGGUUAUUUGAUUGUUUGAUAAAAUUUGUGGGAAGUUCAAUCAAAUGCUCCUGUAACCAAACAGGCUUUGUUGGAGUUUUUCUGAUUAAAAAUAACUUCCCUUACAUAGAAGAAAUGAACUUAGCAGGAAUGUUGCUGAGAGCAGUCUCCAUAGUUGCCCUCGUGUUAACCAUCUUGUCAUAUGCUUUAUUUAAGUGA
Molecule: messenger RNA, 519 nt
Organism: Helobdella robusta
Lineage: Eukaryota; Metazoa; Annelida; Clitellata; Rhynchobdellida; Glossiphoniidae
Exons: 4
Coding region: 1-519 (172 amino acids)
Source: RefSeq, a predicted model, not a curated record